CUUUGCAAACAGCACGAAACAUCGUAUAAAACAAACAACUGGUGGAUCUUUAUUUCUUUACGAUGUGAAUGAUUGUGUUCAGCCUAAGCCUAGUGGACAGUAUGUCGACGUAAAAAAUGAAAAAUGUAGCAACACAGCAGAACAAAAGUUUACUUUUGGUUCAGUGACGCAGUACCGAGACAAAAUGAAAGAUGUUCAUUGUUCUCCAAUACAACUUAUGGUGAUCCACAAAGCUUAUUAUGGUGAUUUCAAUAAUAGCGGAACAUUUGAUGCGAAUGCAGCUAUUGAUGCGCAGUGUAGUCGUCUAACAAGUUGUCAGGUGAAAUCUCUUUGUGGUGGAAACAGAUCUUGUGAACUGACCGUUGACAAUAAUUUACUGUCAUCACAAUAUUGUCCUGAUAAAACUAAAGAAAUUUAUAUCGAGUACACUUGUGUUGAUAGCUAUGUGAAUCCCAUAAAAGCAGCUGCCAAAAUAAGAUUUUCAAAGUCACCAAACGAAGGUUUCGUUGAAAUAAAGGAUGGUUCCACUUGGAGAAAAGUAAAAGAGGAGAUCUGGGAUAUCACUCUUGAAAAAUCGCUGUGUCAGCACUUCGGGUUUGAUGGGACAGUGGGGAAUGUUGCUAAAACGAAGGAAAUUAGCACAGGUCAGGAAAUUGUAAUUGGUGACCUAUGCUAUGAUGCGCCUCUGAACAACAGUGUCCAUCUUUAUCCCUCUACAACAACGUCGGCAGUUGACGCGCCAUAUUUAACAUGUGAGUAG
Dendronephthya gigantea is the source of this 760-nucleotide messenger RNA. RefSeq lists its product as uncharacterized. Lineage: Eukaryota; Metazoa; Cnidaria; Anthozoa; Malacalcyonacea; Nephtheidae. The record is from RefSeq and is a predicted model, not a curated record. The coding region runs from base 185 to 760 and encodes 191 amino acids. The transcript is spliced from 3 exons. Gene Ontology annotation, cellular component: membrane. Gene Ontology annotation, molecular function: carbohydrate binding.